AAAAUCCAAAAGUUUUGAAAUUAUGGAAGAUACACUGGUCAAAAGAAUUAAAUCAAGAUAUGAUUAAAGAAUUGGCUUUUGGUUGGGACAUUGAAGAUUUUAAAAAUGAUAUAGCACAAAGUGGUUACAAUAUAGAUAGACCUAAAAAGACAUAUUUCAUUGAUCAUGUUAAGUUAGAGUUUGAUGAUUUUUUGCCAUGGAGGGAAAUUUUAGAUGAAUGGAGGAUAUUGAAAGAAGAAAGAAAAGCUUUGGGAUUAGAUGACAAGGAUAAAGAUCAACCGAGUCAACCAAGUAAAAAACUUGAACAAAAAAUUGCAAAUCAAGAAAAUCAAGAAAAAGAACAUUGGUUUAAGGUUGUUGAUGAUUAUGAGGAUGAUUAA
Messenger RNA from Racocetra fulgida, 380 nucleotides. The record is from the annotation of a GenBank genome assembly. Lineage: Eukaryota; Fungi; Glomeromycota; Glomeromycetes; Diversisporales; Gigasporaceae.